UGGGAGGUGAUAAGUGAUGAACACGGGAUCGACAUCACUGGGAACUACUGCGGGGACGCAUCACUGCAGCUGGAGCGAAUCAACGUGUACUUCAACGAGGCUUACUCCCAUAAGUAUGUGCCCCGCUCUAUCUUGGUGGACCUGGAGCCUGGUACAAUGGACAGUGUACGGUCCAGCAAAAUAGGCCCCCUCUUUCGACCUGAUAAUUUUAUUCAUGGUAAUUCGGGCGCUGGAAACAACUGGGCUAAGGGCCAUUACACAGAAGGUGCUGAACUGAUUGAAAACGUCAUGGAUGUGGUCAGGAAUGAGUGUGAGAGCUGUGACUGCCUUCAGGGAUUCCAGCUCAUCCACUCGCUUGGUGGUGGCACAGGCUCAGGUAUGGGUACACUCCUCAUCAACAAAAUCAGAGAAGAAUACCCUGACAGGAUUAUGAACACUUUCAGCGUUGUGCCUUCACCCAAAGUAUCUGACACAGUCGUGGAGCCAUAUAAUGCCAUCCUCUCCAUCCACCAGCUAAUAGAGAAUACAGAUGAGACCUUUUGCAUUGACAAUGAAGCGCUGUACGACAUCUGUUUUAGAACUUUAAAGCUCACCAAUCCCACCUAUGGUGACCUCAACCACUUAGUGUCCCUCACGAUGAGCGGAGUCACAACCUCGCUGCGUUUCCCUGGCCAGCUGAACGCAGACCUGAGGAAGCUGGCUGUUAACAUGGUGCCCUUCCCUCGCCUGCAUUUCUUCAUGCCGGGCUUUGCCCCGCUGACAGCUCGAGGCAGCCAGCAGUACAGAGCCCUCUCGGUGCCAGAGCUCACCCAGCAGAUGUUUGACGCGCGCAACAUGAUGGCCGCCUGCGACCCCCGCCGCGGGCGCUACCUGACCGUGGCCUGCAUCUUCCGAGGCAGGAUGUCUACCAGAGAGGUGGACGAGCAGCUGCUGGCCGUCCAGACCAAGAACAGCUCCUACUUUGUGGAGUGGAUCCCCAACAACGUCAAAGUGGCCGUGUGCGACAUACCGCCGCGGGGCCUGAAGAUGGCGGCCACCUUCAUCGGCAACAACACUGCCAUCCAGGAGCUCUUCAUCAGGGUUUCUGAACAGUUCUCGGCCAUGUUCAGAAGAAAAGCAUUUCUCCAUUGGUAUACCGGUGAAGGGAUGGAUGAGAUGGAGUUCUCUGAAGCAGAAGGUAACACCAAUGACCUUGUGUCCGAGUACCAGCAGUACCAGGAUGCCACUGCAGAUGUUGAGGAAUAUGAAGAGGUUGAAGUAGAAGCCAGCCCAGAAAAGGAAGCGCUGUAA
Molecule: messenger RNA, 1290 nt
Organism: Merops nubicus (carmine bee-eater)
Lineage: Eukaryota; Metazoa; Chordata; Aves; Coraciiformes; Meropidae
Product: tubulin beta-6 chain
Exons: 3
Coding region: 157-1290 (377 amino acids)
Biological process (GO): microtubule cytoskeleton organization; mitotic cell cycle
Cellular component (GO): cytoplasm; microtubule
Molecular function (GO): GTP binding; structural constituent of cytoskeleton; GTPase activity
Source: RefSeq, a predicted model, not a curated record